CUGGAAAACUCGAGAGCUUCCUAAAACUUUUGAGAUAAACCCCAGAAUAAUCUCGCCUCAACAAAUGGAAAAUGAAUGAUUCCAUUGGAAUCAUUCCGGUAAGGUUUCUGUGAAGUGCGAUUGAAAAACGGUGAAAGAUUUAUAAUAUGUGGAUAUCUGAGAAUUAUUGGUCAUCCAGAAAAAAGCCGGUCGUUGUGGAAUAUAUAAUAGAAACAGAGAGCUCGGUUUAUUCGAGUUCUUCUCGAGAGGUACAUAGUAUCGAUUCAAUUUCUCCGUCUUUCGAAAUUGUGCAUAAUUGAAAGUGCUAUCCCCUGAUAAACACUGUCUCAUCUUAGAACAGGCAGUCGGUCAAGUUGUCAAUUGGAUCUGAAGAUUAUGCAGUUCAAGGUUAUCCAGUUGAUGCUGUCUUUGGCAGUUCACAUUUCUGGUGGAUAUGCCCAGCAUUUCGAGAACAUUGUCAAUGGACAGAACACCCGGUUAGGACAGUUCCCUCAUCAGGUAUCCAUGCAGCAGGCAAGCUCUCAUUUCUGCGGAGGCAGCAUCAUCGACGCAAUGCACAUUCUGACAGCUGCCCAUUGUGUUUUCGAUGAAAACGACAGAAUGCUUCGUCCAGAAAGUAUUCGAAUCGUUACAGGUGUCAUCGAUUAUCGAGCUGCUAAUUACGAAAAUACAUUCCCUGUAGCCAUGAUCAUCCCUCACCGAAAUUAUCAUUCGUUUGCGUUGAUGAAUGAUAUUGCUAUUGUGAAGUUGGCUCGUCCUAUUCCCUUCAACUCUCUUCAAAAACCCAUUCGCCUACCAACAAAAAACACUUUCCCUGGUACCGUUGCCACAGCUAGUGGUUGGGGAGCUGUAUGGGGAGAUAGACCAGAAACAGCGGGUCCUUUGCCGAAAUAUUUGCAACAACUUGGGAUGAUUGCUAUCAGCCGGGGUGAAUGUGCCAGAAUGCAUGGCAAUCAAAUAUUUCCAGGACAAUUAUGCGCCACUCGUACUCGAGGAACUGGAAUCUGUUUCGGUGAUAGUGGCGGUCCUCUUAUCAGCAAUGGUGAAAUCAUAGGGAUUGCUUCCUUCGUAAAGGGCGGAUGUGCUAGUCAAUACCCAGAUGUUUUCACACACGUUUACCUUUAUCUGCCAUGGAUUCAGGAAGUCUUGGCACGUUAUUAAUCGCAAUCGAUUUUCUAGUCGUUUAAUUUAUCAGUUACUAAUUCAUCAUUUUUAUGACAAUACGUUGAAUGUAUUUUUAUGCUCAAAUGUUGUUUCGAUGUUUAUAUUAUUAAUUGUUGUACGUGUACAUUUUGCAUCUAUUUAUUGUUUUUUUAUAUGGUUGGUUGUUUGAUGCGAUGACUUUAUAAAUCAUCUGUCAUAAAUCAAUCAAUUAAAUUUCUAUUACGAAUGAAUAAACAAUGAAAACAA
Molecule: messenger RNA, 1410 nt
Organism: Fopius arisanus
Lineage: Eukaryota; Metazoa; Arthropoda; Insecta; Hymenoptera; Braconidae
Product: chymotrypsin-2-like
Exons: 6
Coding region: 376-1161 (261 amino acids)
Biological process (GO): proteolysis
Molecular function (GO): serine-type endopeptidase activity
Source: RefSeq, a predicted model, not a curated record